Messenger RNA from Salvelinus fontinalis (brook trout), 861 nucleotides. RefSeq names its product NK2 transcription factor related 7 (gene nkx2.7). The transcript has 2 exons. Gene Ontology annotation, molecular function: DNA-binding transcription factor activity, RNA polymerase II-specific; RNA polymerase II cis-regulatory region sequence-specific DNA binding. The coding region runs from base 1 to 861 and encodes 286 amino acids. NCBI's taxonomy places the organism in Eukaryota, Metazoa, Chordata, Actinopteri, Salmoniformes, Salmonidae. Gene Ontology annotation, cellular component: nucleus. Gene Ontology annotation, biological process: regulation of transcription by RNA polymerase II; cell differentiation. The record is from RefSeq and is a predicted model, not a curated record.
AUGCUUCCCAGUCCAGUGACUUCAACGCCAUUCUCGGUAAAGGAUAUUCUAAAGAUGGAGCAGCAACAUCACCCCCACCAAGGAUUCUUCUAUCCAGAUCAAGACGCACAGAUGUCUCUGCAGCGCAUGCACAGUGCACUUCGGAGCCUCGACUUACUUGACAGUCAGGAUAAAUCGUGCUUCUCGGGGGCAACACAGAUGAAAUGCACCCUGAGUUCGGAGGACAUUGACAUCCUGAGGGGCAGUUGUAGUUCAGCGGCUGAGGAGGAGACAAAUGGGGACCCAGGUAUGCUUCUUGACGAUUCGAUGGGUUGUGAUGGGAAAAAUGACAAUACCUAUUCAGGCAAGCCAAAGCAAAGAUUGCGCAGAAAACCACGCGUGCUAUUUUCCCAAACGCAGGUUUUUGAGCUGGAACGGCGCUUCAAACAGCAGAGGUACCUUUCUGCACCAGAGAGGGACCACCUCGCCAAUAUUCUAAAGCUGACUUCUACUCAAGUCAAAAUCUGGUUUCAAAACAGGAGGUACAAGUGCAAGCGGCAAAGACAAGACAAGUCUCUGGAAUUGGCUGGAUACCCGCCUCUACCACGAAGGGUGGCAGUGCCCGUGUUGGUUCGAGAUGGCAAACCGUGCACGGGAGGACCUCAUUUAGCGCCAUACAACGUGACAAUUGGCUCUUACAACACCUUAUAUGGAUAUGGUAAUAACUCACAUGGUUGCAGUUAUCCGAGUAUGCCAUCCAUACCAGGUGCCACGCAAAUGUCCAACAACCAUAUAGUUGACAUGAACCUCAUGGAAAAUGUAGAGGGGCCAUUCCAACAAGGACACUUUCAGGCAACUUUACCGGGGAUAAGAGCGUGGUGA